Molecule: messenger RNA, 474 nt
Organism: Nerophis lumbriciformis (worm pipefish)
Lineage: Eukaryota; Metazoa; Chordata; Actinopteri; Syngnathiformes; Syngnathidae
Source: RefSeq, a predicted model, not a curated record
AUGCAGGUGGAGAGGAAAUGGCAUAUAUUUCUUACUUUCCUCAUCCUGCUCAUCACCUCUGGCCAGUGCAUGGACAACAAGGAGGUCAAGCAGAAGGAGAGAAAGACCCUGUUGGAUUUAAUCUUACAGGUGAUCAGAGACAGCCAACAACGGGACAAACACAUUUCCAGGCGUUGCAGUGGAGGACAGUUUUCUUCCCUUCAAGACCUGAAGUUGCCCUCCCGUGAAAAGCCUUUGUACAUUCCCAGACUGGAUAACAGUAAACUCAUAGAAAUUUUCCCUCGAGAUCUAAACAUGAAAAGCAAGUUCAUUCAGCACUUCACAGCAGGACCAGUCAAGUUCUCAUCGGAAUGCAGAACACACUUUGACAGACUUUAUCACAACACAAGAGAUUGCACAAGACCAGCGUUUUAUAAAAGAUGUGCAAGAUUGCUGACACGAUUAGCAAUGAGUCCACUCUGCAUGCAAUCGUAG